AGAAGCAGUGUCAAGAUGAUUGUCCUGUGGAUUAUAUUCUUUUGUCUUCAACAAGCAUAUUCUUUAGUUCCAGUGAAAACUGUUCAGCUUGGUGAACCAGCAACUUUAACAUGUGCUUUACCCAAAGAGCUGAGCAGUAGAGGAGUCAACUGGUACAAGCAGAGCGUUGGGGACACUCUUAAACUAAUAGCCACACUGUAUAAAUCUACAAGUGAUUAUGGUCCUGGAUUUUCUAGUACAAGAAUUCAGGUUCAUAAAGAUAAGAAUUUUACCAGCCUGACCAUUUUGAAGACAGUUCAAGAGGAUGAGGCACUCUAUCACUGUGCAAAUACAGAAUGGAUUGGAACUACAUGGAGUGGAACAUAUUUGUUAAUAAAAGGAGAUACUCAGGGGGUGUCAAACUAUACAGUCAGUCAGUUGCUGAUAGAAAUGAAUCCAGUCCAUCCAGGAGACACAAUGACUCUCCAGUGUUCAGUCUUCUCUGACUCUGAGAACAAGACAUGUCCAGGAGAUCUCAAUGUCCUCUGGUUCAGAGCUGGAUCAAAUAAAUCUCAUCCAAACAUCAUCUACGCUGACAGGAACAGACGUAAUGAAUAUGAGACCAGAUCUGAGACUCAGCAGAGUUGUGUUUUUCGCUUCUCCAAGAACGUCAGCUCCUCUGAUGCUGGGACUUAUUACUGUGCUGUGGCCACAUGUGGGGAGAUAUUAUUUGGAAAUGGAACUACACUGGAUAUUCAAGUGCCAUCCACACAGUCAUCAUUUAUUCAUAUGGCAAUAUUAAUAGUCUGUUUGGCCAUUUCUGCCAUUGGAAAUGUUUUCCUUAUCUGCAACCAAAGACUAUAUAAGCAAUUUAAAGGAACAGAAAGUGCUAUAUCAGAUACACAAACUGAGACCUCACACCAACCAACUGAAGCACUAAACUACGCUGCACUGAAUUUCUCUGAAAGAAAAACAAGAGGAAGAAGGAAGAGAGAGUUUGCCGAAGACAGCGUCUACUCUCAAGUCGCAUGCUGAUGUUGAUGCCACUG
This is a messenger RNA of Archocentrus centrarchus (flier cichlid), 1028 nucleotides long. Its product is annotated as signal-regulatory protein beta-2-like. The transcript is spliced from 6 exons. The record is from RefSeq and is a predicted model, not a curated record. The coding region runs from base 16 to 1014 and encodes 332 amino acids. Lineage: Eukaryota; Metazoa; Chordata; Actinopteri; Cichliformes; Cichlidae. Gene Ontology annotation, biological process: response to bacterium.